This is a messenger RNA of Chinchilla lanigera (long-tailed chinchilla), 1850 nucleotides long. RefSeq lists its product as uncharacterized. Lineage: Eukaryota; Metazoa; Chordata; Mammalia; Rodentia; Chinchillidae. The record is from RefSeq and is a predicted model, not a curated record.
GCGCGCGUGCGGCCCCGGGCCGCCGCCGACUUCCGGCCGCUGCCAUUCGCCCGCAGCGAGGCCGGCGGGGAGGGGCCGGCCAGGUAUUUUGGCUGGGGGCGGGGUGGGGCUGUUAGGUUUUUACGAAAGGGGAAAAGCGAAGGCCCUCCGGAGGAAGGAGGCGCGGCGGAGCCGUUCCUCGGCCGACCCGGAGCCGACGCACCUCCCGGCAGGACACAAGCUCAGUGAAAAGCGGACCUCUCUGUUCCCGGUUCAGCCCCCGGUGGUUGGCAUAGUGCCUAGCACAUACUGUGUCUUCAGUAAGUACUCACAGGGGAAAAAGGGUCUGGAGAAGCAGGCAGGAAGCAGGAAUAUUUUGCACCUUCUGAGCUGCAGUUUCUACCUUUCUCCCUACACAUUUCCUGGGCACGGGGGAUGUGGAGUCACAGCCGGCCCUCUCUCCCAUCUCACCUUGGUGCAGGGCAGCAGGAGCUGGGAGAAAGCUGAAACAAACCAAGACAUGGAAGAGAAGAGAAGCAAAGGAGGUAAAAACGAGGGUGGGUUUGACAGCUUCGGCAUGCCCAGGCUGUCGUCCGUGGGUGAGACAGGCUCCUCAUACACAGGGGGCUCACGAAGCCACGUAACAGUCACCCUCCACAGUGCAGCCAAGGUGAAGCCACACAGGCUGAAUUCUGAUCAACAGGGAUAAAGAAAGCACAGUCCAUGUGAAACCUCCCUCCAAGAAUUCUCAAGUAAUGGACCCUGAUUCUGUACAUUCCAAGUCAUGGUUUUUUUCUAUCAGAACCCAGGAGAUGGGAAAAGCACAGAAGGGAUAAUAUCUGGGUCGUGGCCGCACACAACCCAGCUUCUUCCCAGCCCUGCUAACAUUCAGACCUGUCAGUCUCAUAAUCCUUGACUCAAGUAUUAGUUAACCAUGAAAAAAGACAAACCAGGAAAUCAGAGGCUGAAUGACCUAAAAUUUAUUCCAUUCUACUGAGCUAAUCUCCUAAGAAGGGUGUGUGUAAGUCUUGCUGUCUCCAUUCUGGAAGAUGCAAACGGGGCAAAAAAUGCACUGUGACUGCAGAUUUCAACUUGUCAUGAUUUGUCCUUCAAAGAAAAGGAACUGGUCCUAGACCAAGUUGCCUCGCAGAUCCUUAAACAAGGUUCUGAAACACUGGGGGAUCGUUAUGCCACAGGCAGCAGCUCAUGUGCAGGCUGACCGCAUUCAGAUCUUAACAGGACCAGCUCCAAGGUGGGCAAGGCCCCUACCUGCCCUCCCAUCCUGUCCGUGAAUGACAGUAACCACGGCACUGGUCUCUUGGGAUCGCUGUGAGGACAGAUGAGUGAAGCGCUUGGCACACCGUCUGAGGAGUGCACACCCCGCCCCCGCAACCCAGUCAACUUUUGUUGUGUGUUAAACAGCAAUUGGCAAGACCAAGAAGGAAGCUGGAGGCCCCACGAAGUAGGAUUCCAUGGAGCCACUGGAGCGUAGUCAAGUAUCCCAAGCCAGAGAGAGAAGAGGGUCCCAGGGGAGUCCCAGGCAGCUGGUGGGCAGAGCAUUGGGUAGGAAAGCCAAGGACAGCCCCUUGCAGCUAGGCAUCUGUGUGGGUGGGAGGACACAGGGGGCUUCGCCCCAGUCUCCCCUCAUUAGCUCAGUGCAGCUGCACCCCUCCCCGGCCUGUGUUCCUGCCCACGCGGAACUCAAUACAGUCUGACCUCGCACCCGAUACACAGAGCUGCGGCCAGAGCGAUCUGCUGAAGACACGGCUGCCCUCAGAGACUCGAAAAUCAGGCAUUGUUGCCCAAAUUCAAAAAUCUGCCAGUCUAUGAGCUACACUGUGAGAAUAUGACUAAAGGCUGAAAAAUUCUUA